This is a messenger RNA of Acanthochromis polyacanthus (spiny chromis), 5407 nucleotides long. It is a transcript of the gene atp8a2, whose product is annotated as ATPase phospholipid transporting 8A2. The coding region runs from base 239 to 3913 and encodes 1224 amino acids. Gene Ontology annotation, molecular function: ATP hydrolysis activity; ATP binding; ATPase-coupled intramembrane lipid carrier activity. The transcript has 37 exons. Gene Ontology annotation, biological process: phospholipid translocation; neuron development. The record is from RefSeq and is a predicted model, not a curated record. Lineage: Eukaryota; Metazoa; Chordata; Actinopteri; Pomacentridae. Gene Ontology annotation, cellular component: plasma membrane.
UAACCGGAUUUGGCGCAGCCUUGCCUCGGCGUGUCGUGUGGCUGUCUGAGAGCUGUCCUCCGCUACAACAUCACCUCCAACCGACAAAUAAUGAUCCCCGAGCGGCAGCAGCAGACGACACGGCGGCCGCAGUCCGGGCCCGGAGCAGCGUCCCUCCGCUCGGUCGGUGCGCCAUGAGCAUGAAGCCGCUCCGGCCUCCUCGCCUCAGCCACACCGACACUCGAUCACCACCAGCAAGAUGUAUUUCAACCGGAGAGGGAAGAAGAUACACAGCGAGGGAGAGCAGUUAGUGUUGACCGCCAUUAGGCAGGAGGCCUCUGAACUGCAGGACCCAGGCCAAGGCCAAGGCGCUACCAUGCGUGCCCUCCUCACAGACAGGUUUGACAAAACCUCGCCUCUCUCCCAUCAAUCCAACGGUGCAGGACCCGCUUGCUCGUCCGCCGGUUACCGCAAGGCAGAUGAUGAGAUGUCCGGGACCACUUCCCAGGCGGAUCCCGUAGACGCCACGGCGCGGACGGUGCUGCUCAACCGGCCACAAAACACCAAGUUCUGCGACAACCACGUCAGUACCACCAAGUAUGGGGUUCUCACGUUCCUGCCCCGGUUCCUGUAUGAGCAGAUCAGACGGGCUGCCAAUGCCUUCUUCCUGUUCAUCGCACUCAUGCAGCAAAUCCCUGACGUCUCACCGACCGGUCGCUACACCACACUGGUCCCCCUCAUCUUCAUCCUCACCGUGGCUGGAAUCAAGGAGAUCAUAGAGGACUAUAAAAGGCAUAAAGCAGACAACACGGUCAACAAGAAGAAGACGACAGUGCUGCGGAGCGGAGCCUGGCAGACGAUUAUCUGGAAACAGGUGGCAGUAGGCGACAUAGUGAAGGUGACCAAUGGCCAACAUCUUCCAGCUGACAUGGUUAUUGUGUCCUCCAGUGAACCGCAGGCCAUGUGCUACACUGAGACCUCUAACCUGGAUGGAGAAACCAACCUGAAGAUCAGACAGGGUCUCUCACUCACAGCUGGUCUUCAGACUCUGGAGGAUUUGGUAGCGAUGUCCGGUUGUCUGGAAUGUGAAGGCCCCAACAGGCACCUGUACGACUUCAACGGCACUCUGCGGCUGGAGAACCAGAUUCCAGCUCCUCUGGGUCCAGACCAGGUGUUGCUGCGCGGCGCUCAGCUCAGGAACACUCAGUGGGUUGUAGGAAUCGUCGUCUACACCGGCCACGACUCCAAACUGAUGCAGAACUCCACCAAAGCGCCGCUGAAGCGUUCUAAUGUGGAGCGGGUCACCAACAUGCAAAUCCUCGUCCUGUUUGGCAUCCUGCUGGUCAUGGCGCUGGUCAGCUCUGUGGGCGCCGCCAUCUGGAACAAAGAACACACAGAAGACGCCUGCUGGUACCUGUCACGAGCCGCUGACAUCUCCACGAACUUUGCGUACAACCUGCUGACGUUCAUCAUCCUGUACAACAACCUGAUCCCCAUCAGCCUGCUGGUCACUCUGGAGGUGGUUAAGUUCACACAGGCGCUUUUCAUCAACUGGGAUGUGGAGAUGUACUACUCAGAGACGGACACACCAGCCAUGGCUCGAACGUCCAAUCUUAACGAGGAACUGGGCCAGGUGAAAUACCUCUUUUCCGACAAGACAGGAACUCUAACCUGUAACGUCAUGCACUUUAAGAAGUGUACCAUUGCGGGGAUUACAUACGGCCACUUCCCUGAUCUUGACUGUGAUCGUUCAAUGGAGGACUUCAGCAAUCUUCCGUCCAGCAGCCACAACUCUACAGAGUUUGACGACCCAGCUCUCAUUCAAAACAUUGAGAAGAACCAUCCUACAUCACCUCAGAUCUGCGAGUUCCUGACAAUGAUGGCGGUUUGCCACACGGUGGUACCAGAGAGGGAGGAGAACCAGAUCAUCUACCAGGCCUCCUCGCCAGACGAAGGCGCGCUGGUCAAAGGAGCCAAAGGCCUCGGCUUCGUGUUCACAGCUCGGACCCCACAUUCAGUCAUUAUUGACGCUAGAGGAAACGAGAUGAGCUAUGAACUCCUAAAUGUGCUCGAGUUUUCCAGUAACCGCAAACGCAUGUCUGUGGUGGUCAGGACGCCCAGUGGGAGGCUACGGCUGUACUGCAAAGGAGCUGAUAAUGUUAUUUUCGAGCGCCUGACGGAAGCAUCUCAGUAUAAAGAUUUAACUGUUGCUCAUCUGGAACAGUUUGCUACUGAAGGCCUGAGGACGCUGUGUUUUGCGUACGUGGACCUGGAGGAAGACGCCUAUCAGGAGUGGCUGAAGGAAUACAAUCGUGUCAGCAUCGUACUCAAAGACCGCGCUCAGAAACUGGAGGAGGUUUAUGAGCUGCUGGAAAAGAACCUAAUGCUGCUGGGUGCUACAGCCAUAGAGGACCGUCUCCAGGCGGGCGUCCCAGAAACAAUCGCCACUCUGAUGAGGGCUGACAUCAAGAUCUGGGUCCUCACUGGAGACAAGCAGGAGACUGCAAUCAACAUAGGUUACUCCUGUCGCCUGGUGACACACGGCAUGUCCCUCAUCAUCGUAAACGAGGACUCUCUGGAUGCUACUCGUGCCACGCUCACAACUCACUGCUCAUCCCUCGGCGACUCUCUGAGGAAAGAAAACGAGCUGGCGCUGAUCAUCGAUGGCCAGACGCUGAAAUACGCCCUGUCCUUCGAGCUCCGCCAGGCCUUCCUCGACUUGGCGUUAUCCUGCAAAGCUGUCAUCUGCUGCCGAGUGUCUCCGCUGCAGAAGUCCGAGAUUGUGGACAUGGUGAAGAAGCACGUGAAGGCCAUCACGCUGGCGAUCGGCGACGGCGCCAACGACGUGGGGAUGAUUCAGACGGCUCACGUCGGAGUCGGGAUCAGCGGCAACGAGGGCAUGCAGGCCACCAACUCCUCGGACUACUCCAUUGCACAGUUCUCCUACCUAGAGAAGCUCCUGUUGGUCCACGGGGCUUGGAGCUACAACCGGGUCACAAAGUGCAUCCUCUACUGUUUCUAUAAGAAUGUGGUCCUCUACAUAAUAGAGCUCUGGUUCGCCUUUGUGAACGGCUUCUCUGGCCAGAUCCUGUUUGAGCGCUGGUGUAUAGGCCUCUACAACGUGAUAUUUACUGCACUGCCUCCGUUCACUCUGGGGAUUUUCGACCGGCCGUGCAGCCAGCAGAACAUGCUCCGCUUCCCACAGCUGUACCGAAUAACCCAGAACGCCGAGGGCUUCAACACCAAGGUGUUCUGGGGACACUGUAUCAAUGCACUGAUUCAUUCAAUUAUUCUCUUUUGGUUUCCGCUCAAAAUGUUAGAGCACGAUUCUCCCUUCAAUAACGGUCAGGGAAAUGACUACCUGUUUGUGGGAAAUAUGGUCUACACAUAUGUUGUAGUUACAGUGUGUCUGAAGGCUGGAAUGGAGACCACCGCUUGGACCAGGUUUUCCCACCUGGCGGUAUGGGGAAGCAUGGUGCUCUGGAUGCUCUUCUUCGCCGUCUACUCCGCCAUCUGGCCCACCAUUCCCAUCGCCCCCGACAUGCUGGGCCAGGCUGGCAGGGUGAUGCAGUGCUGGCACUUCUGGCUGGGCCUGGUCCUGGUGCCUACUGCGUGUUUACUCAAAGACUUUGCUUGGACGGCCACGCGUCGCACUGUGAGGAAGUCUCUGCUGGAGGAGGUGCAGGAGUUGGAGGCGCGAGCCGUCGAUCCCGGGGCUGCAGUGCUUCGAGACGCCAGCGGCCGCAGUCUAAACGAACGAGCCCAUCUGCUGACAAGAGUCUUUAGGAAAACACCUUCGAGCGUUGGACGCUCAAACUCUGUGCAGCAGACGGUGUCACAUGGCUAUGCCUUCUCUCAGGAGGAGCACGGCGUGGUGUCCCAGUCCCAGGUAGUUCGCUCCUACGACACCACCCGCCAGCGCCCCAGCCUCUAGCCCCAUCCUUAUCAAGGCGUUGGCUCACCGUAGCAACGGUUGUCCAGGUGACAGCGGAGACAGACUUAAGUGACACCCUCACGCCGGGUGACCGACCCCUGCUGUGGCCUUACUGGAACAAUGACCUGACCCCUGGCCGGGGGCGGGGGGUCACGGUCAGGCGUGGUGGCCGUCGCCGGCGCAUGGAGGACUGACUUGGGAGAAGGGAACAGGCCACAUAUACAGAAUAAACGUUGUUGAAACCCACAAAAAGCUGCACAGGCAUGAGCAAUCACAUCCACGCACAGACAUGACAAGUCAAACUCAGAGACUGCUCCUCAUAUCUGUAUACCCCUCAGACUGGGUUUGCUUCAUGCUGCUGUGUGUCAACGUGUGUGUCAACGUGUGUGUGUGUGUGUGUGUGUGUGUGUGUGUGUGUGUGUGUGUGUGUGUGUGUGUGUGUGUGUGUGUGUGUGUGUGUGUGUGUGUGUGUGUGUGUGUGUGCGCGUUCCAGUGCGUCUGUAUCUGCCCGUGCAUGUGUGUCUGCACGCAUUGGCGCAUCUGUGUUUGUGUGCAUGUGUGUGUCGGUCCAUGUGCGUUUCGCUUCCCCCCCCGUCUCCCGCACACGAGGCGGCUCGUCUGUCAUCACAUGCCGACGCGGAAAUAGACGUCAUAAUAAACGCACACACUCGCACACGCACAGAUGAAUUCCUUUUAAAGGGGUGGAGGGAAGCGUAGACCUGCCGGAGCCCUGCACCCCCAGCUACAGGCCGCAAACCCCCCUCCCCCCCGACCCUCAUUCCAUCGCAGCACCAAGCCUCACUGCCAAACACCACGGAGAUGCCACUGAGGCAGAACCCCAAACUGGACCACCACCCUGCUGCAACCCCUCCUGCCCCACUGGGACCUCCUCUUGCUUAUCUGCCCUCCUUAUCUCCUCCAUCUCAUAGCCGCUCUGCAGCCUCCAUGUCUCUCCUCCAUUUAAAAAAAAAAAAAAUCCACUUUAUUUUUCCUGUUUCUGUUUUUUGUUUUUGUUUUUAUUCUGACCGCUCCUGUGAUCCCUGAUGCCGCCUGUCCAGCAUCGCCGGCUGAUGUAGAAGCAGCAUGCCAGGCAUUAGCGCUUCCUUCUUCAGUUCUGUUGGACUUCCAUUCUUUACUGGACUGUUUCUUUCCUUUUUUGUUAUUAUUAUUAUUAAAGUGGACAUGAAUGUGUAUGUGUUUAUAUUUUUUUUUCUCUUUUCAUUAAUGCCUGUUUUUUGUACUCAUAAGUGGAGACAAGUCUUAGAGGGAAUAUUUUACUUGAACUAGUCCUAAUAGGCAUCCAAACAGAAAGGAUUUGAUUGAAAAACUCGGGUGGAUCAUGUGUUUUUUCUGGCUCGGGGAUUUGUCUGAAUGUGGAGUCCAUUGUCUGUGCGCUCUGCGUUGAGGACUCUCUGGGUCAGGAAUGUAAGACUGAAAGGUUGUGAGGGGGGGGUUUCCAUCUGAGUCCUAAUCAUUAAAUCUAAUCAAUCCAUG